AUGAGCUUGCAUUUGGAAGAAGCCAACGAAACACAACAACUUAUGCAGAAUGAGGUUGAAGAAGAUGAGCAGAAAGUGCACCAUGCGGCAACAUCACCUGUUACAAGCAAUAAAUUAUCGAGUGGCGCUGCCAGUCUGACAUCAAAGAAUCUGGGCCAGACUGUGUCUGGUGUAGGCAACAGUAGUGUAAAUGAAUCGACAAAGAUAUCAUACGUCAGUGAGAAACAAAAUCGAAUAAAUCGAGACAAUAACUUAAUGCGAUCCACUAACAAACCAAAGAUUAUUCCAAAAGAAACACCAGAUGUCAAAAAUAUGGAAAAGGCUCUGUUAGAAUUGUUAGACGACUUCCACACUGGUAAGCUAAGUGCAUUUGGUACAGGUUGUAGUAUGGAACAAAUGAUAAAUAUAAGAGAUCAACAGGAGCACUUGGCACGUUUACAUUUUCGUUUAUGUGCUGAUGUUGAGAAGCCUACUGAGGAUAGUUUUGAAAACUCUGCAUCUCGGGAUAAAAUGGCUCAGCUAGUUCAGAGUCUUGAACAACUGUCUGCAUCUAUUGAACACUUACAUUCUGAUGUUAAUGGCACUGAGAAGCCAACAUGA
Molecule: messenger RNA, 600 nt
Organism: Spodoptera littoralis (African cotton leafworm)
Lineage: Eukaryota; Metazoa; Arthropoda; Insecta; Lepidoptera; Noctuidae
Source: the annotation of a GenBank genome assembly